Messenger RNA from Linepithema humile (Argentine ant), 4559 nucleotides. Its product is annotated as zinc finger CCCH domain-containing protein 18-like. The record is from RefSeq and is a predicted model, not a curated record. Gene Ontology annotation, cellular component: precatalytic spliceosome. Gene Ontology annotation, molecular function: metal ion binding; RNA binding. NCBI's taxonomy places the organism in Eukaryota, Metazoa, Arthropoda, Insecta, Hymenoptera, Formicidae.
AAUUCCGAGAUGCAAUUUCUGUGAUUCCGUCGGCUUUUUUGCUGCUUGUGCUUUGUUCUUUUCGAUAGGUCCUUAUCGAUAGGAGUAGUGAGGGAUCGCACGACGAGAGAUCCCUCGUGGACGUUGGUUUAGCCGCAACCGGGGUGUGGGCGUCGUGAGAAACGACAAUAAAGGCGGAUACGGGUUUCGUGCUAACGUGAACGUUAGUACUACGGGUGACGCCGGCCGCCUUGGAGUCUCGGAGCUCUCGAGAUCUCCUAAGGCCCCACAGGCAUAAUACGCGUGACCAAGGUUGAAAGUUCGUUCGCUAUAGUUUCUAGUGCAGUACAAAAACGGUUCGUGGUUUAUCGGUACUUUCUUAGUUUGUGUUGUGUUCAAGUUGAAAGUUUAAACCGACAACCGAAAAAGUUCCGCGCAAGAGAACCCGACAAAAAAAAAAAGAAACAGUAUGUUCCGUACAUGUGACAAGCAAAGUUCAGUUUAAGUAAUAAAGUAUAAAAAAGUUUUCGAUAAAAGAAAAGAAAAGAAAGUAAUAGUUGUCGAAAGUUGUGACAUAAAAAGUAUGUUCGACACGGUAUGGAUCGCGCGCGUUGUGCCAUCAAGACCGAAUACUUCACAGGCUCUGAUUGACACAGGCUGAGAUAGUUUCAACAUGUCGGACUCUGGUUCAGAAAGUACAUCCUCGGAGGGUUUUGACGGGGAUAGGAAUCGACUUGCUAUCACGGUCGAGGUAUCGUCGCGUUACUCCCAUCACUCCUCGGGUUCCGAGCGACGGAAGUCCGCGGCGAGUUCCUUGUCCUCCGCCGGAAAAUUUCCCAGAUCACCGCUGUCGGGCGGGGACUCGCCGAGAUCGACUCCGAUGUCGCCCAAGUCGCAACGAUCCGGAAUAAUGUCUCCCAGUGAAGAGGGCUCGCCGAGGUCGAUCCGUAGUUUAUCGAAAUCCCCGUCGUUGUCGUCCCCUCUCUCGCCGACGUCUCCAGCCACGCCGCCGAGUCAUUCGGGGAACAAUUCUCUCGAUUCGCCGCGAUCGGAUCGCAGCAUGUCACGAUCGCCUGUACAGGACAACGGAUCGUGCCUCUCGCCCGCGAACGACUCGAAAUCGAUGCACUUCGCCGACGCCGAGUCGAAAGCGUCCGAUUUGGAAGCGGACGCGCAGAGAUCUGCCGAUAAUUCGUUAAAAUCGUACUCGUACAAAAACAGCGGAUCCAGACAAAGUUCGCCCAAGUCGCCCAGAUCGGGCCCGAGUUCCGUCAAGUCUCUCAUAUCGGCGAGGAGUUCGCCGAAGUCGUUCAAAUCCGGUCCGGCGUCUCCCAUGGACGAUCAAGAAUCGGCGGCGCACUCGCCGGUGCAUUCAGGCCCGCGCUCUCCCGAGGAAGAGAAGAACGGUUCCUUUCACGAAUUGGACAGCGAGCAAAUUUCAGACGGCGAUAUCGAGGAUGAUGCUGAGCCGGUGUGCAAAUCGAAACCCACUCCUGUCACCCACAGCGAGGAUCUGUCAGAUGUUUCGGAUCUCGAAAGCAUCGACGGUCCCGAGGGCUCCACCGAACGAAAUGCGGAGAUGGAAAAGGAGCAGGGCGACAAGCAAGAAAUCACGAACGACGGUGAAAAUACGGAGAAGGAAGGCAAAAUUGCGCCAGUCGGCUUGACGGAGGAAAGUGAACAAUUGGACUUUGAAGCGGAUGGUCAAUGGAAGGAUGAACGCGAUGAAGGUGAAACUGAAACGUCACUCGCGAAAGAAAGUAAGGAGAAUGCGGAGAAAGAUAGUAAGGAUAAAGACAAGGACAAAGCAAAAUCAAAAGAUUCCGGAGAGAUGAAUGACAAGGAAGAAGGGGAAGAGGGGGAGAAAGAGGAAUCAGAAUUGGAAGAAGGAGAACUUAGUGACGGCGACGACGCGCGGCCGGAAGAAACUGAGCCGAGACCUGUGUGUCGCUUUUAUAAUCGCGGACAGUGCACGUGGGGUGUUAGCUGUAGAUUUCUGCAUCCGGGAGUGACGGACAAAGGUAAUUACACUAUGUUUGAUAUGGUGAGGCCCAUGGCGUACCCGCCGCACGCCGCCGCGCCACACGAAUAUAGAUCUCACAUCGAAAGACCGAACAUGGUUCGAUCGUUGUCCGGUUAUGCCGCACCGACGCACGCACCGAAGGUGGAAGAAGCGCCGACCGAAUCUGCCUGGGAGCGCGGACUGCGACACGCUAAAGAAAUGAUGCGUAAAGCUAAUAAGCGCAAAGAAUCGGAUAUGGAUUUCGAGGAAAAGAAGAUGAAUCUGAGCCUGGGACAGGACGAAUUGGACAGAGAAGCGGGAUACUACGUCAGAGCGGCUAGUCCCGAACCACCGGUUGAAAGAUGGCCGCAGCGUGAAGCACCACGCAGAGUACCGUCCUCGAGAAUCACGCCCGAGAGAUAUAUCGAGGAGCCGGAAGGAUAUUAUCCGCCUCCCGCGUCAUCCGACUAUUACAGCAGGAGGGUGCACUAUAAAGAGUCUCGUGAGUAUCGAGAACGUAUCGAUUAUCAUGCGAUCCCGCGUGGCACGCAUUCAGUUUCUCCGCCGCCACCGCCACCGCCGCCGCCGCCGCACAAUCGUGACCGAGAGAGGGAACGCGACCGUGAACGCGAGAGGGAGCGGGAUUACUACGAAAAAUAUGAGAAGAAGCACAAACGGCCGUCACGGGAGGUUAUUGUCGAACGCAUUCCACCGACGAAGCCUUGGCGGGAGGAGGAACCACCUCCUGCCGAAAGAGGCAGGGGCGACGAAUGGGCGGAUCCGUGGAUGCGACGCAAAUCCCCGAGCGCUGUACGUCGCAAAACAUCGUCUCGCCGAUCACGCCGGCAGUCCUAUUCUUCGGGUUCUUCUUACUCUUCAACGAGUUCUAGCCGUAGCUCCAGUCGUUCUAGCUACAGUUCUUACGACUCCCUAUCCAGGUCCCGUUCGCCUUCUCCUCCCUCUAGAACCCGUUCCGCUGGCAAAAGCAAGACCGCAGUUAUUAGUUCACCACCCGCGAAUCCCCCGACCGUUGCGGCGACCGCGCCUCAACGCGGCGCUAUGUUAAUGAAUCCUCCCGCUCCGUCUCCUCGUCCGCCAAAAGGCUCCAUCUCUCCUACGGGCACGCUGCACCGACGAGCCGGACUGAACCCACCUGCGCCGAGCCCGUCUCAGCGUCAUCACGACAAAGCCAGGGAACAGAAGACCGCCAUGGCUGCGGCUGCCGUCGCCAAGAUUAUUAAAAGUCGCUCGAGAUCUAGAUCGUCUCAUAGCAGCUCUGGAUCGGAAAGCAGUGGGAGUAGCAGCGACUCCAGCGAAUCGAGCUAUUCGUCAUCCUCCAGCGAGCUGCGCAGAAGGAAGGGCUCGACGCCGCCGAUCACGCGCAAGGACUCCAAAAGCAUCGACGCUCUGAAGUUGAGCGGCGCGAAGCAGCAGAUCAAACUCACAUUGAAGCCUACGAGUAACACUACGGCGGUGAAGAAAAUCGACCGUAGCGCACUUAUGGCCGGCAAAAAGCGGAGUAUCGAAUCGCCGCCGAUGAUUGAUAGCAAGGCGCAAGUGGCCGCAGCGGCGGCCAAGGCCGCGAAAAAGGCGAGCUCGCGCCGCGAAGAGUUACUGAAACAAUUGAAGGCCGUGGAAGACGCGAUUGCGCGUAAACGGUCGAAGGUUUGAAGAUCGAGACGAGGCGCGCGUUCCGUUACACGCGGAUGAAUAUGUAAUAAGCGUUUUUUUUUUUUUUUUUAGGUAUAUUAUGUAAUUAGUUGCCAUCACCGUCGCAGAGUAAGUUUAUGACAAAAGUAUAAGACGCCUACUAUAGAGAUCGCGAUGGCAUAUAGAUAAAACGAAUACAUGUCCCAUUUUUACAAUGCAGAAUUGAAUCGUAACAUUUUAUUUGUUCACUGGACUUCUCUUUCUUUUUUUCCUUCAGUUAAGCGUAUAAACAUAAUGAAUAGUAUUGUACAUGGUCGCACAGCGAUUUUAUUUUAGUAAUACUUGAGUGAUUAUUUUUAUGUAAAAUGUAAAAUAAAAGGAAUACAUCGUAAACACGUAGAAGUGUAAGAAUAUUUUAAUGUAUAUGUACAUUGAACUAAUUAUCAGUUAAUUAAAUUCUAUUGAAUUUGACACAUAUGUGUGUGUUGUGAAAUGUCUCAAUGAAUUUGACAUUAUUGAGUAAAACAUGUUGGUAAAGUGAUAUCGAUCGACUACAAAUUGUAUCUGUACAAAUGUCUAUUCUAUUCUAUGAGAGAUUGACCUCGAAUUUUUAUCCACCACGUUCAGAAACUGAGCUCACUGAGUGUUAAUAAAUAAUAACCGGUGAUGUAAGUAUAUUCGUCAAUGCCGAUUUGACUUGCAAAAAUUGUCCCCUUUGUUAACACGUAUGUUUGCUAUUGAAUGCUACGUUGUGUGCGAUUUUCAUUUUCUCUGCACUUUAUUAUUAGAAUGCAAAGACCGAGAGCAUUCUUUCUGUGAAAUAGAAUAUACUUCACUUUAAUUUUAAUGUAAAAGUAUGAUAUUAAGCCAUCAGCAAAUGGAUUGUCAAAGAUCUCCAGGUUGCCAAAUACAACAAUUAUUCUGAUAA